Westerdykella ornata is the source of this 2001-nucleotide messenger RNA. RefSeq lists its product as uncharacterized. Lineage: Eukaryota; Fungi; Ascomycota; Dothideomycetes; Pleosporales; Sporormiaceae. The transcript has 3 exons. The coding region runs from base 1 to 2001 and encodes 666 amino acids. The record is from RefSeq and is a predicted model, not a curated record.
AUGGCAUCCACAGAAACACCAGCACCGAAACUGUUCGCUCGCGACAUCGUCGCUUAUAACGAUGAGGAACUGGACCGAUACCUGGAAGAGAACGGAAGAGCCGUCGCGGUGGAGGACCCAGACAAUCUCCCAGAGGAGUUCAUUCAGAGAUUAAGAGAUCGGGUACGCCGCGAGAACGAAACGGCCGCAUCUCACCCUAUCGAUCUUGAUCAAGUUGCCGCUCGACUUGAACGACUUCAAGAACAAUCGCGUCGAUCGCCCUCCCUCCCAACAACGGCAUCCUAUCAUGAAGAGGAAGAAUAUCGCGAGGAUCUACGACUCCAACGGGGAAUGUACAAGAUGCUUGUUGACGAUGGCGGCCGGCCUUCACAUCCCCUGAGUCGGCUUGAGGAUAUCGUCGAGAAUCCUGGAGAAUACCGCGAAAUUCUAACCUUCUGGCAAGGUACAUACCCGAGGGAGGAUGAUUGGAGAGUAUUUGGUAGGCAAUGGUCGAGAUGGCGAGCUUUCCGUGGACUCCAACGAUUUGCAAGAGGACAAAGAGGCUACGAUUAUUGGCGAAGUCUUUGGGAGGAGAAAUGUGCGCUUCAGAAGUUCUCCUGCCCCGAGGUCGAAGAAAAUUCUGAAGAGAACUGGCAACAUACUUGGCGGCUGCAUCAGGAACAUCAUGAUAAUCACGUACAGCUCGGCUCAUCGUACAUGCCCUGGAGACUGUUCAUCAAGCGCAAAGGGCAAACAAUAAGCCAGCAGGGCUUUCCGGAAUAUGCCGAAGCGCUGAAGGAACGACUGGCAAGCCAUGGCUUCACUCGGCCGUUCCAGCUCGACGAGGAUGCCGCCCGGCAGGACAAGAUGACGACCUGGAUCGAAUAUCUUGGCUACGAGUACUGGUGGUACGAUUACCAUACAGGUAUUGUGAGGAGAUACCAGAGACGACACGACGAUGCCUGGAAGGAACUGGUUGACUCGAACGUGCUAAGACCCGGGGAGACGGAGGAAGGCAUAUGCAAUCGCGACGACCCUUUCGAAGAUGUGAAUAAGCAGAAGAUGGCUGAGAGGGCGAUGGAUGCUGCGAAAUCAGCUGUGUCCUCGGCAGAGACGGCCAUGGCUUACCCCGGAAAGUACAAAGGCUCCCCACAGAUACUCAAAGAACGCCUGUUGGCAGCACGAUCCCAGCUGGAGGCGGCACAGGCCGAAUACGAGUCGAUUAAGAGACGCAUUGAUUGUAUUGGUAGAUUCCAUAGACGGACAAGAGAGUACCAGAUUGCUAAGCGAGAUGCUGAACGCCACGAACUACUACUGCGAUGGAUGCUUGAGCAGGUUCCCCUGAUUGAGGCCGAGCUGAAUCCGCCGAACGAUUGUGGGUCACACAAAAGAGAUAGAAGCAAGGUGCUCAAACGCCAGCGUAAUCCAUCAGAAGGGGUCGAUGAAAAUUCCCAACAGCAGAGCCGCGACGGAAGCGUGAACGGCCCCAGCCCGGACCGACCUGCAGCCACGGUUCCCAGUUUCCAAGAGCCGUCUCCUAAGCGGCUAAGGCGCACUGCCAAUCCCUCACACACCGCAGUAUCCGAUCCCGGAGAUCCAAAUGUAGCGAGCGGAACAUUUGGCUCAAAGAAGGAUUGCGCACCUCAGAAGAGGAAAGGCCAAGCGUCCUCAGAUCAGUCGCCAACAUUGAAACCUUUACGCCGCAGUGCCAGGAUAGCGGAAAGAGCACAGAGAAUGAAUGCCGCAUUGGAACCUUCACCCCGCAGUGCCGGGAUAGCGGAAAGGGCACAGAGAAUGAAUGCCGCAUUGGAACCUUCACGCCGCAGUGCCAGGAUAGCGGAAAGAGCACAGAGACUGAAUGCCGCUGCAACCACAGCCACCACACUGACACAGACACCCGCAGCUGCACUGUCAAAGCCGUCGAAAAAGCGCAGAGCGAAGCAAGGGGGCACUAAAAAGUCCAGUCGACCGCGCACCUCGAAGCCGCGGGGUGCAGGAAAGAAGGGCCGAACCCGUUCGUAA